Molecule: messenger RNA, 978 nt
Organism: Sclerotinia trifoliorum
Lineage: Eukaryota; Fungi; Ascomycota; Leotiomycetes; Helotiales; Sclerotiniaceae
Source: the annotation of a GenBank genome assembly
AUGUGCUGGUCGGCAAAAUCUCGAAAUCCGGGGAAGGCUGCUUACUUAACCAUUUUGGGACGAGGCUACAGACUUCCCGGAAGGUUAUGUAUAUUGAUCCGCCUCGAACUUUAUGUUACCAAGAAUGCGCCGAGUUUGAUAUUUGAAGUGAUAUAUCUUUGAUUUUUGAAGUGUGGAUGGAAUUGAAGGAUUAUUACGGUACUAAAGAAAUCUCUGCGAAUAAUUAAUUCCUACCACGAAUCUCUCCCUGCUCUUCUGUUCCAGUGCCUGCUUGAGCGCAUCAAAUAUCAAAAAUGUAGGUUCCACCUCCAACCUUUCUAAUGAAGUCUUUGACAGGCAAUUCUAACAUAGAAUUCAUAGGGUCGUCUUCGCUCUGACAAUAAUAAAUAAAGCCGGCGGUCUUAUAUACCAAAAAGAUUUCGCAGAUGGACUGAAUAAACUUUCUAUAAAUGAUUAUUUGGUUCUUGCUGGAACAUUUCAUGGGUACGUCUAUAUUUCUGUCUUCCCCUUCCUUCGUCUUUCCUUCAAGGCUAGAUUACCCUUCUCGAAUUCAAUGAUACCGUACUAACAAACCCCAGCGUCCACGCCAUCUCCACCCGUCUAAACCCCAUUCCAACGUCUCACCUCCCCCCAGGAUCCUCCCAUCUCCCAACAACAUCACACUCCAAAACUCUCUCCACCCUUUCCUCCCUCUCCUCAACUCCAGCUUCCGAUGAUCGACCCGAUCCUCCUUCCGGCAUCGAAGUACUAGAAACCACUUUAUUCCGCCUCCAAUGUUUCCAAACACUUACCGGCACGAAAUUUCUCUUAUUUACUGAACCUGGAAUGCCGAAUGUUGAGAGUAUUUUAAGAAAGAUAUAUGAAUUGUAUGCGGAUUAUGUCAUGAAGAAUCCUUUUUAUCAGUUGGAGAUGCCAAUUAGGUGUGAAAGGUUUGAGAGAGGGGUGGAGAGGUGGAUUAGGGGGGUUAACAUGAGGUAG